Zerene cesonia (dogface butterfly) is the source of this 1574-nucleotide messenger RNA. It is a transcript of the gene jagn, whose product is annotated as protein jagunal. Gene Ontology annotation, biological process: vesicle-mediated transport; endoplasmic reticulum organization. The transcript is spliced from 4 exons. The coding region runs from base 172 to 753 and encodes 193 amino acids. The record is from RefSeq and is a predicted model, not a curated record. NCBI's taxonomy places the organism in Eukaryota, Metazoa, Arthropoda, Insecta, Lepidoptera, Pieridae. Gene Ontology annotation, cellular component: endoplasmic reticulum membrane.
UGGCAUGUCAAUUUGCCAGCUCGCUUCGAUUUAGUUUGGCAGAUGUGAAAAUGGAUUGAUUGUAAUUUUGAAUAAAAAAACGAAGAUAAACUGAAUGAAUGCACUGAAUGAUAUUAUCGAUACUCGUAAAGUGGUUAUAUAGUAAACAAAGGUACGAGUUUAUUUAUAAAAAUGGCUUCAAGAGGUGGUGUUAUGGUAACUGGUACAAAUGGUGCAGAUUUUCAGCACAGGGAAAAAAUAGCGGCUCAGUAUCAAAUAAGUGCAUUAAACAAGUCUAGACUGAAGUACUGUGUGUUCUUCCACCAUGUUUUGUUCCUGGUGAUGCUGGCCAAGCUCUCUGCUGACAUUUUGGACAAACUUGACAUUUUUAUAUUGGAAAUUGAAGAGCUACAAAUACCACAGCCCCUCUGGUGGGAGUACAUCUGGUGCCUGUCCUUGCCACUCUCGUUCCUUGGCCUCUCUGCAAUCAAACGGAACAACAUCCUACAUCUCCGCAGAUAUAUGUAUGGCAUCACGGGACUAGGUCUGCUACCAUUGCUCUACUGUGUGCUGCACUACUGUGGUGAUGUGUGGCUGUAUUUGGCUGAUGAUGAUGAUGAUGAGGAAAUACAGCUGUGGCAGGGUUAUCCAUACGGCCUGCUCUGGUACGCCUUCGUGUUUCUAGCGUGUCAAGUUCACUUUUUCCAAUUGUACUUCUCCUACAACCUCCUUAAGGCCUGGCGUUCCAGAGGCACUUACAAGAAAGUGAAUUAAACACAGAAUCAAUGAUAUCCUAAGAAUUUUGUAACCUUAAAACAAAUUUUUGUAAUGGGCAGUUGUGUUACGAGUUUUUUUUUAUGUUUGUUAUGGCUAAAAUCUUUAAAGAAGGAAAUAUUUAACAACCGUUAUUGUUAUGAGAUUUUAUGCGUUUGUUCAAAGACCAGGUGUAAAGGAACCAAUUUAAAGAUAGAUUUUUUGGAAUGAUAACUAUAAACUUACUGAAAGGCUAGAAUUUUAUAUUCGAGUAUAUAAUAAAUUGUUCUCCAUAUUUGAUCUAUAUUUAAUCUAAGCAAUCUGUCAUUGAUUUUCAAUGAAUAAAAAUGUUAUAUCAAUUUCAUUUUAUAGAUACAUGUUGCCGUAUUCCAAGAUUGAAGUUACUUGUUUUUUCUCAUAGUUAACUCUUUUUAAAAAGAGCUUGUUAAAACUUUUCUGUCCAUAAUUCUUAUAAUGUCCUCUUGGUCACAUGACUGGGAACACUAAAAUAAUACAAAUUAAUAUAAUAAUCCCUAUGCCUAUUGUACGAGACUAUAGAAUUACUAAAGAUUGCUCUAUCUCUGGCAGCCAGGUUUCCAAUUAUAGAAUAAAGGAGAUUGCGAGGAUUAAUUAUAAUUUUCUAAAAACAAUUUAAGAUAGAUUCGGUAAGGACCAUCUUAAAUAAUUCUUAGGAUGACAUCUCAAUAGAGGAAGCGAGAUGGACGCAUUACAUUUAAUAUAGCGUCGUCUCAUUCACACCAACGGUGAUGGUUUGAUGUGUGAUUUCCCAGCGAGUGUUAUUUGUUAACUUUACACGAUUGUUAAUAAAAAAUUUGAUUCUU